AUGUUACCAGCCGAGGCGCCAUACCUUCCUGCAGGGCGCUACCCCCGUGAUCCGGCCGACUUAACAUACCCCUCCGACCUAUUUGGUCCCGCGCCCCAGCGUCUCCACGAUCCUAGCGAGCAGCAUCAGGAGGUGGUGGUGGAGGGGGAGGUGGUGGCGGCAGCGGAGGAGAAGCAAGGGAUCGGCUCCAUCUUUUCCUCUAUCGACAAACAUGAUGAUCCGGCGCUCAAGGCCGAGGGUGUAGCUUCAGAGCCACCUAUUCUUCACUGGGACGACGUCUGCCUAUCCGACAGCGACGAUGAUUUAGUUGACCAGCUCAACUUGGCCGACUUGGCCGGCUUGGCCCUGGCGCACUCUGACGACGAUGAGGAGGAAGGGGUGACAGACGGCGAGGAGACAAAUUGCCCAGGGAAGAAAUUUCCCAGGGAGAAAGCCAAACUGAUACAGACGGUGUGGGUAAGGAGUGACAUCAAACAGAACGAAGAACACAGAGAGCUGUGCAAGAUGCUUCUAGAUCUAGGACAUGAGUGGUCUGCCCUUCCUCCUUUUCCUAUGAAAGUAUUCCCUCACGUAAUAGGCGCAUGCGUUUUGCGGGGAUACUGUCACCACCGUAUAUACAGAACCCAUCAUACUUCCACCACAAAAUCAACUCUUGGAUAUCGCGAACCAAAUCGGAUGCUACAGGUAUUCUCGCUGCGUUUGUCAAGCUCUGCAUCAUAUCCUGUUAGUGUCUAUGGAAUAAUCGCCGUUCGGGAUUCCUUGGAGCCUCUGCGGAAUUACGUGUUUAAUCGUCCCUGCAGAGAUGAUGCUGUCACCAUUGACCAGGAUUCCUUUAUCCUACCCCUUUGUAGCCCUUGUCGAGGAAUGUACUUACGGCAGGAUGCAUUACUAGAAGUUGAUCUGUGGGUAAAGGAGGAAGGGGAUGGAUCGGCUGACAAACAAAUACUUUCUGCGUAUGCUGAGAUUGAGAGCUGCCCAGCUUAUGAUGAAAUGCUAUAUGGACAGAUUCGUCAUGGCCUGUUCAGCUUGGACAUAGGCUACAUAUCAUUUACAAGAAGUAUCGAGGCCGUAAUAGAAGUCUUUGCAAAGGUUGAUGGUCCUCAUCAUGUGAGAUUUGGUGCUUUCAGCAGUGGCUUUGAUCAUGAGAUUGUGUUGUUUGAUGACACAUUCUCUGGGACUAAGAUGCAGUUUCAGCAUGUAGUCGUGGUGAAAGCAGAGGAAAAAUUGGAUGUUUGCUUAAAGUUGGGGGAAUCACUCUUUCGGUGGAGUUUCCAAGAUGGACAUGUUGGACCUGUUAGGAUUCCUGAUGACUCGAUGUCAAAGUAUGGCCAGUUUGAUGUGAGGGUGUUCUUUGCUCCUAAGAACUCGCGACCACCGAAAUAA
This is a messenger RNA of Triticum turgidum subsp. durum (durum wheat), 1383 nucleotides long. The record is from the annotation of a GenBank genome assembly. NCBI's taxonomy places the organism in Eukaryota, Viridiplantae, Streptophyta, Magnoliopsida, Poales, Poaceae.